This is a messenger RNA of Penaeus vannamei (Pacific white shrimp), 1435 nucleotides long. The record is from RefSeq and is a predicted model, not a curated record. NCBI's taxonomy places the organism in Eukaryota, Metazoa, Arthropoda, Malacostraca, Decapoda, Penaeidae.
CCGCGACGGCUACCGCAUCAUGGAGCGCGACCUGCUCUUCCUCGCCGCCCACGUCUACUUCACCAUCAACGCCACGGGCGAGGCGGGCCCGCGGUGCCACCACGAGAGCCUGGAGUUCACGAACCACUUGCGGGCGCUAACAGGACGACUGGAGAACAUCAUGUGCAGUCUGAGGAUGCUGGGGAACAAUCUCUUCCACAGUGAACACGUGCUGGAGGAGGUGUUGUCCCUUCGCCUCCAAAAGGAGCCCUCCUGCGGGGGGCGCGCCGUCUGGAGUUGCAUCCUCAUCAACCGCGUGAGCCAGUCCUUGUCCCUCCUCCAACAGCUCCUUCGUGUCGACAGCUCAGUCAGCACCGACAAUGACCUGGCAGUGCUGGCGCCUCAGAAGAAGAGAAAUCCACUCAAGCAGAAGAAAGCUCCGGCCUAUACCGGCGGAGGUCUUCCGUCGCAGCAGGCGAGACCCGACCUUCCUCCCCCGCCGAACACCUUCCCGUCGACCAAGGAGAAGCACCCAGGGAAGCACAGCCGACACGCCCAUAGGAGGCACUUUCGGAAGUCGGACAUGACCUCUUCCUUCAUCUCGUGUAUGAGGCACCGCUUCUCGCCGCAGAGGGCAGGCCCCUCGCUGCCCAGGAGCCGCUUCUCCCACACCUUCCCCCUCCGACGGCGCGCGGACCGCCUUCCUCUGGACGACUCAUACAACUUCACUCCAUCACCACUGAGCAUGUUCAGGCCUCACAAGGACAAGUCGUCGAGCUUCCUGGACUCUCUUCGCCUCUGCCUCUCGGACGACUACCCGGGCGACGAGGACGCCUGGGAGGAAGCCGGCGCCCUGAGUGACUUGGAGCAAUCUCGCGCCAAGGGCAUGUGGGCUUAGGAGGACGUCGGUCUGCGUUUAGGUCAGGAACUCAUGGAAUUCUCACCCGAAAAAGGGAAGCGCUAACGUGGCUCGCCAUGUUUGAAUAUUCCUUUUCCUUCCCUUCUUUCAUUCCGUCUUGAUUUUACGGGAUGGAAGAGAGGCUAGUCAAAGACUAUAUAUAUAUAUAUAUAUAUAAUAUAUAUAUAUAUAUAUAUAUAUAUAUAUAUAUAUAUAUAUAUAUAUGAAUGUAUAUAUGGUCACUGACGCACAGUGACCAUUCUUGUCAUAGACAUUUUAUGCGCAUUUUAUUGCAUCUUUUGGUUACAUUCAUGAUUCCGCUGCUGCGCUCAUUUUGUCGGUCAUAAUUCCCUUGGUUACUAGAUUAAUCGAUAAAUUGAUUGGUUCAUGGAAAAUAACCUUUCCAAUCAGACUUCAUUUCUACAAUCAGUCUAGAUGACUGUUAUUCCUAUUAAGCAGUGCCAGUGCCAUAUACCUAUUAUCAGCGAAAGCACAAACGUAAAACGCGAAGGCGAUGAAGGCAACACAUAUGGAAUGGAAAAUAAAUGAUAGUAAAGC